Molecule: messenger RNA, 1950 nt
Organism: Chanos chanos (milkfish)
Lineage: Eukaryota; Metazoa; Chordata; Actinopteri; Gonorynchiformes; Chanidae
Gene: rell2
Product: RELT like 2
Exons: 6
Coding region: 105-1376 (423 amino acids)
Biological process (GO): positive regulation of cell-substrate adhesion; positive regulation of p38MAPK cascade
Source: RefSeq, a predicted model, not a curated record
AGUGGUUCGUCGAGGAUCGGAGGAGAGGUUGGGGACACAACUUCCAUGGUACAGAAAUGUUACGGCAAAAACGGUAGUGAAAGAGUGAGAAAGGAGACAAGGGGAUGACUGACCAGGAAGUCACUGUGGGGGAGCCCCCUCCCCCAUAUAUGAUCUUCAUCCUGGUCUUUUUCUUCUUCAUCACCGGCCUGUUUGGAUUCCUUGUCUGCCACACGCUUAAGAAGAGGGGAUACCGCUGUCGAACAGGAGAGCCUGAGGAUGACGAUGACUGUGAGGACAAACUGGAUCCAGAGAAUGAUGAUGGGUCAGAAGAAAAUCAAGACACAGUUGAACAAAUUCUGAAAUGUAUAAUUGAGAAUGAAGCUAAUAUGGAGGCAUUCAAAGAGAUGUUAGGAAACCAGAGUGUAUGUGAACAUCAUGAUCCAAGAUUGCUCCGCAAAGAGAGUUUGGGGGGCAUUCCCCCUCAUCACCACACUGUCCAUUCUGGAAUUGACCAGAACACUUGCCAUCUCUGUGUCCAAUCACGCUCCAAGAAAGGCAGGCGUAGGAGUCGUGUUGCUCGAGGCAAAACCAGGGCAGGCGAGCAGACGGUGUUUUCUGUUGGCAGGUUCAGAGUCACCCACAUGGACAAGAAGAACAGUCUUCAGGGGUCCACUAAUCUGCCAGUUGCAGAGUCAGCAGACCAAUCAGAGCAUACAGAACCACUAAACAGUGAGAAAGAGAAUGAAGAGAACUCCCAAAAGCCUCGGGAAGGGUACGACAUCCGCAACAUGUUCAAAGAUGUCACUCCGCAGGCAACCAAUGGAAUGGCCCCAAAUGCAACCAAACGUAAGAAGAGUGUCACUCUCCUAGGAUUUCGAAGAUGCAGUGAUCCAAUAGGAACUAAGGGGAACUCACAAAAAGUCAUUUUUAAGGAGGACGAGGCCUGUGAGACUCAUGAUCAGCUCCCUGAACCUCCUGAGGAGUCCUUAGCCACAGAUGCUACUUGCCCCCCCAAAGAAACUGAGGUAGCUCCAGACAUAAAGUCUCCAAAGACGGGGUCACUGAACAAGUUAGAGCUGGUAGAAACGCUUAACUUCCAGACCAGCCCAGACAAUAAACAAGCUACCAAAGUGUUUUCAAGGGCCGGAUCUCCAGACAGCAAGUUAGACAUAGCAGAUGUUCGAAUAGUCAAGGCCAGCCCAGACAGCGUACGGGAGUUUGCUGUGGUACGUGCAGAGGAGAUAGCCGACGUGACCACCACAGCCCCUACAGAUGAAGGGAAAGAUGACAUGGUGGAGAUGGAGGACAUUAAGGACUGUAGAGUUAGUCAGGAGGAGGAUGGUCUCUCUCUAGAAGAAAAGAGAAGGUCAGGGCACAACAAGCACAAAUGGUGAAAAGCCCUGUUGGGUUUAUUCUAGGGGACUGAAGCUCUAUUGUGACACGAUGAAACAGCUAGCAAUACAAAAUAAUUGAGUUGCAUUAAUACUAUGCCAGAUGAUGUUGCUUUCAGUUGUGUAUGCCAUGAGUGGUGUCAUGGUUAAUUCAGGACACGAUUGUUCAACAGUGAUGUCAAAAAGUUGUACUGGCCAAAGUAAGCCAUAGCCCCUAACAUCCACACAUAUUCACCUGAUGCUUGCAUUGACGCUUGCACAGCAGCUAGUCUCAGUGUGCAAUAAUAGUUGUGGAGAGCCCAAGUGUUUCUGAAAACAACAUUCUGAAAACAAUGCAUGCUGAUUGCAUUGAGUAUAUAUAAACCAGACUGAUCAAUUAAUAACCAAAUACCGCUGAGCUUUAUGAAUACUGUGGUCAGAUUAGUCUACAACACUAUUUAUGUUUAUAUUCAUAUGUAUCUGCGAUGACACCAAACGUCUUCUGAAACUUUAUUGAAAUCAGAUUAAUGCAAUCUGAGCAAAUGGAAUUUCAAGGAAAAUAGACUGGGCCAAAUCCAAAAGCAAAAUAUUGAGCUCC